Molecule: messenger RNA, 5832 nt
Organism: Sphaerodactylus townsendi
Lineage: Eukaryota; Metazoa; Chordata; Lepidosauria; Squamata; Sphaerodactylidae
Gene: SRL
Product: sarcalumenin
Molecular function (GO): GTP binding
Source: RefSeq, a predicted model, not a curated record
GGCCCUGCAGCCAAGCCAGCCGGCUGCCUGCUCCUCCGGAGCCUCAACAUCAGCGUGGGAGGGGAGAGGUCUCCUGGCAGCCACCAUGAAGGGCGUGCAGCUGUUCUGCUGCUGUGUGGCUCCGCUCCUGCUCCUUGGAACGGCAGAACUGCAAGUUUCUGCCCCGGAUGGCACGGAAGAGGCUGCCAGCUUGGCCGAGGGCCACUUGUUGUCUGGAGACCCAAGCCUAGCCCAGAAGGAGGGGAUGCUCUGUGGCGACGCUGCUCAGCUUCCUGGAAAGGGAUUCCUCCUCCAGCAUUCAGUUAGCCACCAGGACGCACGCGGAGAGCCCCGUGCCCAGGAUGAUGUUGCAGAAGAGGAGGAAGCAGAAGGUGCCCUUGCCACAGAGGGAGCUCCCAAAUCUCAGGAGAAUGAGCAGGAAGGUAUAAAUGCAGGUGGGGCCCAGUGGCGUCCAGGGCACAGCAGAGCCACCACCCCAGGAAGAAGCGUGGAGUCCUCAGAGGCCAGAGAGGAACCAUCUCCUCAGGGGACUCAGAGCACCCAAGCUGCACAUUUGGGUGAAGAUAUGGGAGGCUUAUACGUCGGCCCCACCACAAGGAACCCACUGGAGGCGCUGGACGUAACCCUGCAGGACAUGGAAGAAACGGAACGGGAGGAGGUUGUAAAGUCUCUGGAGGAAGGAGAAGAGGAAGGUUCUAGAGAGGAAGGGGGAAGCCGCUUGAGCAAGAGAGUGGCAGGAAGUAGACCAAUGGAGGAUUCUGGGGUAUUUGAGGCAGUAGAGUCUGAUGGGAAUGAUGAAGAAGAAGUUGUCAUCAUGGCAAGGGAGUUCCUGGCAGCCUUGGCCAGUGAUGUGAAAGAUGCUGAGGAGGAAGAAGGAACAGAAGGGGAGAGUGUCCGUUUGGCAGGAGGAGAGAUUUCUCAUAAGGAGGAAGAGGAGGAGGACAAUGACGACCUUGCCGUUGAGGCUGGAGAAGAUGGGCAAGACCCACCCAGCCUGAACCCACCGGCUCCUGGGGGCCCCCACCAGCCUCAAGCGGAUGACUCCAGUGAAGCUGGCUUGACUAGCAACGGGGACGCUCUUCCCAGAGGUGGCGGGACCCCUUCUGAUGAUGCCAGUCCAGCCCUGGCUGGGGACCCUCUGACCAAAGCAGCCAUCCCAGGAGCCGAUGCUGCCACUCAGCUCACCCGAAGAGAGGAAGCAGAGGAUGCCAAGGCCGCCUUGAGGGAUCGUUCCCACAUUGACAGCACCUUGAAACUGAAGGAGGACAAACCAGUCGAUGACUACUCAGGGGUUCUUGGCUACCUGUGAAGAAUCUACUACAUCACAUCAGACAAGCCCUUGGAACAGUCUUACAGAUACACAAUGAGCUGGCAGCAUGAGUGAUCCACGGCUUACCCUGGACGCACCUUGGCCUCUUCAGCCACAGAUGGAGAAAUCACUUCCAAGCCGAUGGUGUUGUUCCUGGGGCCAUGGAGCGUUGGCAAAUCCACCAUGAUCAACUAUCUUUUGGGACUGGAUGAUACCCCUUACCAGCUUUAUACAGGAGCUGAACCCACCACCUCCGAGUUCACAGUCAUCAUGCACGGCCCCAAGCUCAAGACCAUCGAAGGCAUCGUCAUGGCCGCUGACAGCGCUCGCUCCUUCUCGCCGCUGGAGAAGUUUGGACAGAACUUUCUGGAGAAGCUGAUUGGUAUUGAGGUCCCUCAUAAGCUUUUGGAGAGAGUGACCUUUGUGGAUACUCCUGGGAUCAUCGAGAACCGGAAGCAGCAAGAACGAGGCUACCCAUUCAAUGACGUCUGCCAGUGGUUUAUUGACAGAGCUGACCUCAUUUUCGUAGUAUUUGACCCCACAAAGUUGGACGUGGGGCUGGAGCUGGAGAUGCUCUUCCGCCAGUUGAAGGGCCGUGAAUCUCAGAUCAGAAUCAUUCUGAACAAGGCUGACAGCCUGGCCACUCAAGAGCUCAUGCGAGUGUAUGGGGCCUUGUUUUGGAGCCUGGCCCCACUGAUCAAUGUCACUGAGCCCCCAAGGGUUUACGUCAGCUCCUUUUGGGCUCUUGACUACCAACCAGACACGCACAGAGACCUUUUCCUGAAAGAAGAGAUCUCACUGCUAGAAGACCUCAACCAGGUGAUUGAAAACAGGCUGGAGAACAAGAUCGCCUUCAUCCGCCAGCACGCCAUUCGGGUCCGCAUCCACGCCCUCCUUGUUGACCGCUAUUUACAAACCUAUAAGGAUAAAAUGACCUUCUUCAGUGACGGAGAACUGGUGUUCAAGGACAUAGUGGAGGAUCCGGACAAAUUCUACAUCUUUAAGUCUAUUCUGGCCAAGACCAACGUCAGCAAAUUUGACCUCCCCAACCGUGAGGCUUACAAGGACUUCUUUGGGAUCAACCCCAUCAGCUCCUUCAAGCUUCUUGCUCAGCAGUGUUCUUACAUGGGAGGCUGUUUCCUGGAGAAGAUUGAGAGGGCCAUCACCCACGAGCUGCCAGACCUCUUGGGGAGCGUUGGCUUGGGGAAAAAGCCCAGUGUCCUCUCCUGUGACACGACGGGCUGUGGGGAAACUCCCAAGAACCGUUACAAGAAACAUUAACGGGCUGUUCCACACAACUGCCGGCUCCUUUGCUCCCGUUGGUGAAUGAUCUUAUGUCUUAUCUGUCCAAGAUGCCAAGGUUUGUUAACCCUUCCAAUGCCACACUAGCAAGAGCUAAUAUACAAGGAGGAGCUGGAAUCCCUGGCGGCGGCAGCAGCAGCAGCCAGGAGGCCCGGGGGGUGGGUGGGUGGGUGGGAACGCACCUGAGGAAGAGAACAACACUGUGAAUUCAUCACUUUUCAUUAUCUGUUGUUUUUAAAUGGGAGGCAAUACAUAACGCUCAGUACAAAAGGUGGGCCGUGUGUGUAGAGGGCGUGGCCUACUCUUGCAUAUUCUCAGCACUCUGGGAGAAGGCAGGCAGUGAGAUCGGACAGCCGUUGCCCUUUUACCGCCUGCUCCUGCAGCAUCUGCCUAUUGUACGUGGGGUUAAGGAGUACAGAUCCAUCACAGCCUUACUGUUCGGGCACCCUUGCCCUUCCUGAGCAUGCCCCUCCUCCCCGGCUGCAUCUUAGCCUCCCCGUGCAUCCGCUAUCCCCUGUCUCAAACAAACCUCGUCCAACCUGCUGUUUUAUUUGGGUCCAGCCCUAUCUGUCAAUACAAUUCUUUUGGAAACCUGGAUCAAAAAGGGAAAUAAGCUGGCGCAGGUAGGAGUUCAGGGGCCUUCACUAGAAGCACAUGUUAGUGAGUUCAGAUGGAUCUGAAAGGUGUGCGGACACAGGAAUCUGCUGGUGCCCAGAGGACAGUGCGACUGUCAAUUCUUCCUCAACUAGGAUGCAAUGUGUUCACAAUGUCUGUUUGCUGCUUGAGGGUCUUUGCAUCACUGGGAGCCUCCUGCUUCCCACGGUCCCGCUUGCCGGUCUGUUUUUUUCUUCCCCCCAAGCUGCUGAACUGGGGGCUAAACCCAGGCUUUAUGCCCCACUGCAGAAGACUGCUUUAGUUUUACAAUUGUCAGUCUGUGUCAUUGUUCCCUACCACCUAACUCUGCGGUCAGGUGGAAGGAGCUACUUUUUUAAAGUGAGAGCUGGUGCCAGGUUCUGCAAAGGGAAGGCACUGGCCCUCCUCUUUUGGCAGGUUACGUUGAGCUAGUGGCAGCAGGCAAACCCCUGAACGUUGCUGUGGUGAUAGGCAGUGACGGGCACGGAGGACUGGGAAGGGGGCAAGCAAAGAGCUUUCAGCUUUGUCAUAAAAGGCUUCAUAUGAACCCAGAUACAAGAAAAGGCCAGGUGAGGUAUGAUUGAACCACUGGAGAAGCUAGAAGAGAAGGAAAAAAGGCAAAUCCAAAUGACUGUGAAAUGUUGGUUGAGUUAGUUGCUUAGAGAAUAGGAAGUCUGAAAGAUGGAGAGGAACAUGCCACAAACCAGAGGAGUUUAAAAGAAUGAGGGCCAAGGCAUCAGUUACAAAGUCCAUGGGGUGGGUGACAUGUGAACUGUCAACAAACACAUUCUGGGAGUUCUCCGCUGGGAACUCAAUUCUCAGGCAUGCCUGGAGUCAGGAUUGCAGUGUGCAAGCAGAAGCUCCCACCCCCUAGCACUAUUCCCCCUUACUUGAGAUGAUAUUUCCACAAUUGACCCCUGAAGCCCUACAAGACCAGGAACAGCCCAGCUCCACUGGAGUCUCGUGGCACAUCACCAGGCGGGGUGCCUUGAGAAGCCAGGUGGAUGUUCCUGAAAAAGGGGAUGGUGGUGUUAUUUUCCUUUGCAGGAAUACUUAAGACCUCAGUUCAACGUUUGUGGGACAACAACUCUGCUGCCUUAAGCGCGGGGCUUAAGGUAAGUGGGGAAAGGCCCAUGGUUGAUGCCGUCCCUGACUUGGGAGAUGACAGCCUUGAGCAGCCAGGACAAGGUGGGCGACAGGAGGAGGCUGACUUCUGGGUCUCCAAAAUGGGCAGGCUUUGCUCUAAGAACAAAGUAGGGGCGGGGGGUUCAGAGAGAAAAAUCUGGGCACAGCUCACAAAGGAGCAAGCGAUGGGAACAGCUAAACCAUCAAAGCAGCAUCACAAGGACUUGUGUCUAGAGCACCGUAGAUGUGCGGGAAGCUUUGUGUUGCUUGAGACUUGCCUCCUCCUCCAAUUCCUCUUCCCUCCUCCGUUCUUCUCUUGUAUAUUAGCUUCUCCCUCCCACCCUGCAGGGCUUUCUCUAAAUCAGAUGACCUCUGUGAUCCUGUCUCUCUGUCUCCCUGAUAGAUGGAACAAAGACAAGCGGGGCUGCUCACAGUAGUGUGUUCAGACAGGUCCCAUAUUUUCUCCUGCUCUUCCCUCUCCCUGCUGUGUAUUUUGUUGCCUCCCUGCUGCUGGCAUUCGCAGGCCCAGACGUCCGUCCCCUUUGCUUUUUACAAAUCACAGCAUCUUGCAGAUCACACGCAAAUGAGACUGGAGGUUUUUUUUACACUCUGCAGUUUGCUGUUUUUAGGGUGCAAUUCAGGAAUCAAGAGACAAACUGGAAGCAGGUGGGGUGUCAAGUGCGCAGUGUCACAUGGGCUUUUUCUACUGACCUAUAACUUCUGGUGCUGAGGUGCACGAAGGUGUUUCAGUGAAGCUGAGAUUCCUGGAGCCACUGGUGGCAGCAAGAGAAAGGAAGCCAGUGUGUUUGGUCUGCUGUAUAAUAUUAGGUUCUGAUGGGGGUGGGGGUGGGGCUGUGUGACAGAUGGAGGGGCUGCUGGCCUGGACUCAAAAAGGGGAUUCUGCCCUGCAUGGGAGACAUCUGCCCAAUCUGUGAGGACUCUGGUAUCCUGAACUGGCCUGCGGUUCAUCAGCCCUGAUGUCACCCCACGUCCACCUUCACAAUGUGGGCUCCGGUUCUCUUUGGUGGUAUACUUGCUCCACAUUCCUGUGUCCCAGCCCCUAUGCAGUGGCUCUGGCACCAACCACAAAGAUGGCUGUUGCCAGGUCUGGAAUCACUCACUCUGGAGAAAAUGUUUCUUUUGAGCAUAUGGCUGGAGUCAUUUGAUGACCACCUAAAUUGACAAGGAAUGAGAAUCCAGCUUCUGGUGGUCUCAGCUGGGCCCUUCUCAGUCUUGGGAAACUGCAUUUUGGGAGGAGGGAUUCUGGGCACCUCUCACUGGUAAAGUUGCUAAAUCAACCCCCACCAUCCUCUGCUGCGUGCUUCUUUUGAACAGGAUUUUGGGCAGAUGUAUUUAAAGGAACUACAAAGCUGUAAAAUAUUCCUGUUAGCAAUAAUCUGUAUUUGGAGAGACCAUAAUAACACAUCAGCCAUUCUAAUAAAUUGUGAUCGGUUUUGAUCCAC